Molecule: messenger RNA, 4206 nt
Organism: Dendronephthya gigantea
Lineage: Eukaryota; Metazoa; Cnidaria; Anthozoa; Malacalcyonacea; Nephtheidae
Product: adhesion G protein-coupled receptor E2-like
Exons: 21
Coding region: 82-3642 (1186 amino acids)
Biological process (GO): cell surface receptor signaling pathway; G protein-coupled receptor signaling pathway
Cellular component (GO): membrane
Molecular function (GO): G protein-coupled receptor activity; calcium ion binding
Source: RefSeq, a predicted model, not a curated record
CAUGCUAUUAUCUUGUAUAUAGAAUGAAUUAGUCCAGCCAUUAUAUUCCGGCUAACGUUAACUCGAACAUCUGUUGAAGAUAUGCAUCACACAAAGAUGAUUGCGCUAAAGCGGUUACUUCUUAGUUUUGGCGUCCUAUUGUAUGCCGCUUACACGGUAAACACACAAGAUUUUAAUUGUCUCGGAAAUUGGAAGGGAUUUGAUAACGCGUGUUACUAUAUGAGCUUCGAGAAGAAGAAUUGGCAGGAAGCCAGUACUGAUUGCGAGGAUAAAGGGGGAAAGCUUGCUCAUAUUAGCGGGGAUGACGUUAACAAUUUUAUAAUGAAAACAUACAGAAGCCAACUAAAAAAACAAAAUCUCUGGAUUGGUGUGAGAAGAUGCUCUGUCAUAGCGACGAAAUGGUGCUACAGUAAUGGAAGAAGCGUAGUGUAUACAAAUUGGCGCCAAGGUGAACCGAGUGAUUCCGGUGGGGUGGAAGAUUGCGUUGAAAUGUAUAUUGGAGGAACCUGGAAUAACAAUAGAUGCAGGGAAUCUAAGCCUUAUGUCUGCCAAAUGAUAGAUCUUGAUGAAUGUGCAUUAGGAACUCACAAGUGCUCUUCACAAGGAACAUGCAACAAUACCUUUGGAUCUUACAAUUGUGUUUGUAAUGCGGGCUUUACAGGAAAUGGAACCGUCUGUACAGAUAAGGAUGAAUGCUCCUCAAACCUUCAUAACUGUCAUAUCCGGGCAAGUUGUUCUAACACAAAAGGAUCAUUUAACUGUACUUGCAAAAGUGGUUAUUCUGGAAAUGGUACUUUUUGUAAUGACGUAAAUGAAUGCUCAACGAAACUGCAUAACUGUCAUAGUCAGGCUAAAUGUACAGACACGAAAGGAUCUUUUAAAUGUACUUGCAAGAGAGGUUACUCUGGAGAUGGCACAUUUUGUUUUGAUAUCGAUGAAUGCUUUACAAAUGUACACAAUUGUCAUAAUCACGCUAAUUGUAUAAACACAGAAGGAUCUUUUAACUGUACUUGCAAAAAUGGUCACUCUGGAAACGGUACUUUUUGCUUUGACAAUGACGAGUGCUCCACAAACUCACACAAUUGUCAUAAUUAUGCGAGCUGCAUAAACACGGAAGGAUCUUUCAACUGUCUUUGCAAAACUGGGUACUCUGGAAAUGGUACAUCAUGUUCUGAUGUCGAUGAAUGCUCUACAAAUGUACACAAUUGUCAUCAUAACGCUAAUUGUAUAAACACAGAAGGAUCUUUCAACUGUACUUGCAAAAAUGGUUACUCUGGAAACGGUACUUUUUGCUUUGACAAUAACGAAUGCUCCACAAACUCACACAAUUGUCAUAAUAAUGCGAAUUGCAUAAACACGAAAGGAUCUUUCAACUGUCGUUGCAAAAAUGGUUACUCUGGAAAUGGUACAUCAUGUUUUGAUGUUGAUGAAUGCUCUACAAAAGUAAACAAUUGUCACAAUCAAGCAAAGUGUACGAACACAGAUGGUUCUUUUAAGUGUAUUUGUAUUGAAGGUUAUUCAGGAAAUGGUGCAUCUUGUUUUGACCUAGAUGAAUGCUCUAAAAAUCUGCAUAAUUGUCAUAAUCAUGCUGAUUGUGUAAAUACAAAAGGAUCAUUUAGCUGUAUCUGUCAAAGAGGUUAUUCUGGAAAUGGCACUAUUUGUAUUGAAUCUGGUUUAACGAUUGCUGAGCUGAACAAUCAGGCUGAUGAACUCAAUAAUAAAAACAGGUCAACGUGGAAACUAGCAGCGGAAAAGAUCAUAAACGACCUUUUCUACCUGACAGAUCUAGACAUAAACCAUGGCAAAGGAAAUGGAACGGAAAAGAAAAGUGCUGCGAUCCUCACUGAUACUGUCAGAAUACUUCAAAAGAUCGUUGAUUUAAAUAUUUCUGAUAGCAGUCUUGAUUUAUUAGGCCCAGCAAGCAACAUAUUGGAUCGUAGAUAUACAGAAACCUGGGAAACAACAACGGAGGGGGGAGUUAUACGUGAUCUGGCAAUAACCUUGGAAAAAUACGGAUUACAACAUGCAAAUAGCCUGAGAAAUAGCACAACCAAUUCAUCCGUCUUCCAAAACCAUUCCAACAUACAACUACGCGUCUUGUACAUAAAGCCAGCUGGAAAAUUAUCAAGAAAGGAGAGAAUUUUUAAUUUUUCAAAAGCAUCGUUCAAACUUUCGAAUGAUGAAUUAUCCAAUGAAACUGAUACUGUUGUUGCUGUUCUGUGGUAUAAGACAUUGCACUCUUUCUUAACAAAAAGCUUUUAUGGUGAUAUCCAGGAAGAACUAAAAAGCGAAAUUAUCAGUGUAAAUGUGCGACCUGAGCCAAAGAUGCCUUUUGAGAAGCCUGUUCGUAUCAGCUGGGAUAAAGAUGAAGUGAACCAAUCUGAAACUUGUGUGUACUGGAAGCCAGAAUUGAGCGAAAACAGAUGGAAGAGUGACGGAUGUAAAAGAGUCCCAGACAGUAAAAGCUUGGCAUGUGAAUGUUACCAUCUCACCGCUUUCGCGUCCAUGGAUAUUUCGAGAAAAAUGAUAAGCGGUAGCGAGAAGAGAGCUUUGGAACUAAUAUCCACGAUUGGCUGUUCUUUGUCUCUCUUUGGAGUAACUGUGACCAUUCUCGCUCAUGCAUUCAUGUGGAAAGUCAUACACAGAAAUGUUAGAAGUAAAGUACCUUCCCAAGUGCUUAUGAAUCUCUGUGUUGUGAUCGGAAUAACAGACAUUCUGGCUAUCAUGGCUGGACCAGCACAUGAUUAUGAACGCUUUUGUAUUGCCGUUUCUAUAUUGUUAUAUUUCUUCGUACUUUCCCUUUUUGGAUGGAUGUUAUGUGAAGGGAUUGUCAUGUACUUCCAACUCGUGAAUGUCUUCACAGGUUUGGGUAUGGGAGGAAAACACAUGAGAGCAUUUUAUGCAAUUGGUUGGGGUCUCCCAAUUAUUGUGAUGUCGGUUCUACUUGGUACAAAUGAUCGCGAGGAUUUCAGAACCAAACAUGCAUGUUGGUGUCGUGGUGGUGGUGCACUGUUCUGGACUUUUGUUGCUACCAUAGUACUAAUUUUAUCGAUCAACUUGGUUAUUUUUAUUCUGGCCUUACGAAAUGCCUUAGCAUCCAGCGAAAUAGGCACCACAAAUACAGAAGCUGUUAGCAAGUUGAAAAGAGUAAAAGUUGGUUUAAAAGGUUCAGCAAUACUGCUGCCUCUGCUUGGACUCACGUGGGUUUUUGGUUUACUGGUUUUCAAUCGAGACACAAUUGCCUUUAAAUAUUUAUUUGCAAUAUUCAAUUCUCUGCAAGGAUUCGUGAUAUUUGUUUUUCAUGUGUUGCUUAACAGCAAGGUUCACGAAGCAAUUAGAACGGAAAAGAAGGCAGCUAAACUUCCUCACACAACUUAUGCUUUCAUAAAAAGCAGUACUUUAGAUGAUACUGCUACAGGAAGCACUAGUGAUUACAGCAACGCUGGCGAAAACGGAAAUCUUUCUACAAGUACACGCCCAAUUUUUCCGAAGAAAAUUUUCAAGAGCAACCCAUUUGCUGUGAGGAAAAAAUAUACGAUACAGAAACCGGAUCAAGGCGGCUUAACAGAAGACAGAAAUGAAUACAUUGGACAGUAUACUAAAGGAAACCCUCUGGAGAAAAUUCAAUUAGCUAAAUUAUAAUAGGAAUAUCAGCAGGUUUCUCGAUAGAGACCGAGGACAGAAACACAACGGCGGUGCAUACAAUGCAGAAUUGAACACAUGUAACAAUGACCCGCGAGUUUUGAAUGUCAUAUGGAUGCAUUGUUAUUAAGGUGUUCUAAAUUGGAAAUAGAGCCUUUUUAAACUGGAUAUAAGGCCGUGUAAUCUACUCAAGUGGAAACAAGGAUUGUUCUCUAGUUAUAUUUGUUCGUUUAGGGUUCACUGUUAUCGCGACAGCUGCUACGAAUCGCUUCGAACAUUUCGUGGUAGAAUAACUUAAACGGAGUAAUUUCAAAUUAAAAAUACCUUAAGGAGGUACACUACAAAAAUUCUUUUCUCUCUAUGUUACUAGUCAAGUUGAAUGAAAAAAAGGAGUGGUAUGAACGUGUAGUUACUAUACUUACAAACACAUGCAAGGCACAUCCAAAUGUGGAAAAUGGCAGAUUUCUUUAAAAAAGAUAAUUAACCAAAUUUUAACACUGCAAUGAUGUACGGUGCUUUUAUUUAGCUGUGAAUGUGUUUGCCUAGAAGUUGAGCUAGAAAAUU